CGCGGCAGCGGCCGCGCUUCCGCUUCCCAGCCUGGCGCUCGGGAAGGAGGAAUCUCUGCGCGCGCGGCCCGGGGCGGGCCGUUUCCUCCCCAUCCCGGCGCCUGCGUGCGAGUGCCGCAUCCCGCCCUUUCUUCCUCCUGCUCCUCUUCUUCAGUGAGGACGCGGCGGCUGCUCCGCUCCGCGCCCCGCCCCGGGCCGGGAAUGCGCUGUCGGGCGGCCGGAGCUGCGCGUCGGGUGGGAGAGCGGGAUGGAGGUGGAGGAGGCGUUCCCGCUGGUGGGGCAGAUGGGGCCCUACCAGGUGUACCUGUGCGUCCUGCUGGCCGUGCUGCUGCAGCUCUAUGUGGCCACUGAAGCCAUCCUCAUCGCGUUGGUGGGCGCAACUCCUCCCUACCACUGGGAUCUCCAAGAGCUCUCAGCUAAUCAGAGCCAUGGCAACCAGUCAGUGAGCGAGCAGAGAGCUUUUGGGGAAUGGCUUCUGACCGCCAAUGGCAGUGAGGUGCAUAAGCACGUACACUUCAGCAGCAGCUUCACAUCGAUAGUCUCUGAGUGGUUUUUAAUCGGCAACACAUCAUACAAAGUGAGUGCUGCCAGUUCUUUCUACUUCAGUGGUGUGUUCGUUGGAGCCAUCUCCUUUGGCCAGCUCUCUGACCGCUUCGGGAGGAAGAAAGUCUAUCUCACAGGUUUUGCUCUUGACAUCUUGUUUGCCAUUGCAAAUGGAUUCUCACCCUCAUACGAAUUCUUUGCCAUCUCUCGCUUCUUGGUAGGGAUGAUGAAUGGUGGGAUGUCACUGGUGGCCUUUGUUCUACUGAAUGAGUGUGUGGGUACUGCUUACUGGGCAUUAGCAGGAUCUAUUGGUGGCUUGUUCUUUGCUGUGGGAAUUGCCCAGUAUGCGUUAUUAGGGUACUUCAUUCGUUCCUGGAGGACGCUGGCUGUUGUGGUUAACCUGGAAGGAACGGUUGUCUUCCUCCUCUCUCUAUUCAUUCCAGAGUCCCCCCGCUGGCUUUAUUCCCAAGGCCGGCUGAAUGAAGCAGAAGAUGCCCUCUACCUCAUCGCAAAGAGGAACCGCAAGCAGAAGUGCACUUUCUCAUUAAAACUCCCAGCAGAGAGGAGCUCCAGAGAGGCUGGCAGCUUCUUGGACCUGUUUCGAUACAAGAUCCUCCUGGGACGCACCUUGAUCAUGAUGUUUACCUGGUUUGUGUGCAGCUUGGUUUACUAUGGUCUUACCCUAAAUGUGGGUGACUUGGGUGGAAGUAUUUAUGCCAAUUUAGCCCUUUCAGGGUUGAUAGAAAUCCCAGCAUACCCAAUCUGUAUUUACUUGAUUAACCAAAAGUGGUUUGGCCGGAAGCGAACACUGAGCACAUUUCUGUUCCUGGGAGGAUUGGCUUGUCUUAUUGUCAUGUUCCUUCCUAAAAAGAAAGAUACUGGAGUGUUCGCAGUGGUGAAUAGUCGCUCUCUGUCUUUGCUGGGGAAACUGACAAUCAGUGCUGCAUUUAACAUUGUCUACAUCUACACAUCAGAGCUUUAUCCCACAGUGAUCAGAAAUGUUGGAAUGGGUGCCUGCUCCAUGUUUUCCCGGGUUGGUGGAAUCAUUGCUCCAUUCGUCCCUUCAUUGAAAUCUGUACAGUGGUCUCUGCCUUAUAUUGUCUUUGGAGCAACUGGUCUUUUGUCUGGACUCUUAAGUUUAUUAUUGCCAGAGACCUUAAACAGCCCUUUGCUAGAAACUAUUUCAGACCUGCAGGUAUGCUCAUACUGGAGGCUGGGUGAUGAAGCCAUGUCGUUGCAAGCCCUAGAUGGCUCUCAGUCUGGAGACAAAGACAGCUCUACAGGGAGUGGAAGUGAAGACGAGGAGUUUUAUGAUGCUGAUGAAGAGACUCAUAUGAUCAAGUCAAGUAAAGGAAACUCCUAAGGAUAUAAUCAGACAUUUAUAGCCAAGUUUUGUGUCUGGUUACAUUUGCAUCCCUGCUGAUUUCAAAAGACAGAACUUAGACCUCCGCUUGACCAGAGGAGCAGCCAGAGGGGUAAACUACUUUCUUUCUACUCAACCCUUUAUCAUCAUGAAAACAAAUCUCUGUAUAGUCUCUAUCCUGGAGACUUUGUAUUGCUUCCUCAUGCCAGUUUAAUUUGAAUCAACAAUCAGAAGUCCUCGCCAGCUGAGUAGCAGGGAAGUGGGAAUAGGGGGGAAUAGAUUCACUGCUUCAAACAAAAAUCAAGUUGUAUAUAGUUGGUGUGUGUAUUUUUAAAUAUUUGUAAUUUGGCUUACUUGAAUACUGUAUGAGCCUUCCUGCAUUAAAAUGAGGACUGAGAUACUUCAGAAGUACUUCCUCUUCUUUAACUGUAUUAGUGUGCUGUUGUUAACUCAGAGUUGCACUGCUGAGAAGCCCGAGUUCAGAAUACUUGAUCUGGGAAGUCACAACUAAAGACAGCAUAAGCUUUUCCACAGUGGAGCUUUUGUGGUGGUAUACUCAUAUGUUCGUGGAUCCAUCUUUUUAAGAUGCUCUUUGCCAUAGGUGAGGGGCUGUAAUAACUGUUGAAAUAUUCAGAACAAUUGCACUUAUCUGUUGUUUUCCUAAUGUAAUUCCUAUGCAUACUAACCUGUAUGUGCUGUACUUCACUGGAGGUAUGAAAGGUAAACAUCAGGUUCUUAAAUUACAAAAGGUAAAUGAGUUUUGAAAGUAAUUCUGUAAGACUGCAUAUUUUCCUGUGAUAUUAUCUUCUAAAAGAGGCGAUGGUGGUAAGCCCAUGUGAAUUUACUCAAAAGUUAAUAUUGGUGGUCGUUCCAGUCUCAGUCAAUUUCUGAAUUAUUUUGAUCAUUUGAAAUACAGUUUCUCUUUACUCAUUUUGUAGAGGCUAAUCUGUGUUAGUAAACCAACUUCUAGGUGAUUUGUAGCAGCUCUAAUACUGCCUCCGACUCAUACAGUUCGUAUUAAUGUCUUUGUAACUUAUUUUGUGCCUUUUUUUUCCCCUGACACAAAAUCUCAAUAAAAAGCAGCUCUUUUGCAACACCGCAAA
Pezoporus occidentalis (night parrot) is the source of this 3009-nucleotide messenger RNA. RefSeq names its product solute carrier family 22 member 15 (gene SLC22A15). The transcript is spliced from 13 exons. Gene Ontology annotation, molecular function: transmembrane transporter activity. Gene Ontology annotation, cellular component: membrane. Gene Ontology annotation, biological process: transmembrane transport. Bases 248 to 1906 code for a protein of 552 amino acids. The record is from RefSeq and is a predicted model, not a curated record. NCBI's taxonomy places the organism in Eukaryota, Metazoa, Chordata, Aves, Psittaciformes, Psittacidae.